AUGCGAAGCAGUGAUAAAGCACGCUUUAUCAUUUAUCAGCUAUGGUAUCCGUUUGUUAUUAUGCAAGUAUUUUUGUUCUGCUUUGCCGAUCGUCGCAAUGUGCUAUUAACCGAUUUAAAUAAGAAAUUGAAUCGGUCACCCGAAUUGGAGAGUUCGUUUUUGAAUCGUCUGACACUUUGGUGGUUCACACCGAUACCGUUGUUGGGAUCAAGGAAAACUCUGGUGAUCUCUGACUUGUAUCAACUAAAUGAAGGCAAUGCUGCUGCUUACUUAUCAUCGAAAUGGAAUAAUUUGUGGAAAUCCGUCGAAGAAGAUUAUCAUAAAAGAAGGCGAAAUUAUGAAAACGCACAACGAAAUGUUUCACAGUCGAAGUCGAAGAAGAAAAACGGUCCAAAACCUCCAUCGAUUGUAUGGCGAUUGUUUCUAAUGUUUCGUUUUGAAGUUAUAUCGGCGGCAUCAGUGAAAAUACUGGCUGAUGUACUGCAGUUUGCAAGCCCAUUUUUCCUGAAGUAA
This is a messenger RNA of Gongylonema pulchrum, 513 nucleotides long. The record is from the annotation of a GenBank genome assembly. NCBI's taxonomy places the organism in Eukaryota, Metazoa, Nematoda, Chromadorea, Rhabditida, Gongylonematidae.